Molecule: messenger RNA, 4245 nt
Organism: Toxorhynchites rutilus septentrionalis
Lineage: Eukaryota; Metazoa; Arthropoda; Insecta; Diptera; Culicidae
Exons: 5
Coding region: 1-4245 (1414 amino acids)
Molecular function (GO): nucleic acid binding
Source: RefSeq, a predicted model, not a curated record
AUGACGAAAAAGCUGAAGCAGAAGCUGCAUGUGCAAGCACGGAUCGACAAACUCGACGAAAAAUGGGAAGAAUUCGAGGAAGUACAGACGCAAAUAGAGGAGCUGGAGGAGCUUGAGGAGGAGAGGGCGGAUCAGCACACGAAGACCCGGGCCGAGUUCGAGGAGUUGUACUUCAAGAAGAAGCGCCACGUCAACGCUCUGCUACAGUAUCCGAAAUUGAAAAGGAUGAAUGCAAGUGGGAUUCAUGAUGUCAUUGAUUGUUUUGACCGACAUCUAAAAAUCUUGGAUCAAUUGGGGGAAGUAACUACGGGCUGGGGGGCGAUGCGGACACAGCUGUUAAUAUCGAAGCUGGACGAUGUCUCGCAAAAGGAUUGGGAAGAAUUUGCUGUGAAAAAGGAAAAACCUGCGUACUUGCACGUGAUGGAAUUUUUGGAGGAACAAACACGAAUCCUUGAUGCGAUAGCAGUCGACCAGCACUCCGAAAGUAAACAUGCUCCAUUUUCUUCUACUCCCCUACCGUUUAAGCAACCAGUGUCGAAACUGUCGGUCCAUUCAAUGUCGGAAAAAUUUUCGCCGAAAUGUGUGUCCUGUAGCGGUUCACAUUACAUUAGUAACUGUCCGGCUUUUGUACAAAUGACACUGGAUAAGCGGUUCCAAGUCGUAAACUCGAAGAAGCUGUGCAGCAAUUGUCUUCGUCGCGACCAAUACAGUCGAGAUUGUAGCUCUAAUUUCCGCUGUCGAACGUGCAGUAAGAAGCAUCACACUCUACUUCAUCCUGGGUUAUCAGCAUCUGGUUCUGGUUCUGCGGCUGAUGCUCAGGAUCCUAAAGGGUCUCAAUUAGUUGGCUCUGGUGCUCCUAUGACCACAGCACACACGACGGAAAUCCCUCAACAGUCUAUUCAGAGUUCGAUGGCUACAAUUUAUGCAGCUAACGUCGCAGCGGAAUCACGAGAGGUGCAUGUAUUUCUGUCGACGGUUCUCGUAUCGGUGAAAGAUUGCAACGGACGGUUGCAUACUGCGAGAGCGCUUCUAGACAGCGGGUCUCAAGCGAAUCUCAUUUCUGAGAGAUUGUGUCAAAUCUUGAAGUUACACAGAAAGGAAGUAAGCAUACCAAUAUCUGGUGUGGGCAGUGCUAGGGUACAAAUCAAUAAUUCUGUUUCUACUACGAUCGGUUCACGUAUUAUGGACUAUUCGAUACCAAUGAAGUUUUUGGUUAUCAAAAAGGUUACGGAAGAUCAACCGUCGACAACGAUUCCGAUUGGUAGUUGGAAUCUUCCUUCAGAUAUGACUUUGGCGGAUCCAGGUUUUCAUAAGCGAGCUCCGAUUGAUCUUCUUCUGGGUCUAGAGUAUUUCUAUGAAUUCUUGUUACUCAAUACUGGUCGGGUGCAAAUUCAGCGCGUGGGAGAAGGACUUCCACUUUUUGUUAACACCGUUUUUGGGUGGAUUGCAGCGGGCAAGGCGGAUUUGGGAAGCAUGAACCCAGUCCCUUGCUGCCACGCGGUGGUCCAUAAUACCACUCUGGAAGAAAAGAUUGAGCGAUUUUGGACAAUCGAAGAACUGCAAGAUGUGCCGAAGCUGACGCAAGAAGAACUUGACUGUGAAGAGCACUUUCGAACCACUUUCUCUCGUGAUGCAACGGGACGAUACGUGGUGCGUCUGCCGAAGCGGAUGGGGUUCGAGCAGAUGAUCGGUGAAUCGAAAGAAACAGCGUUGCGGAGACUUAUGCAGCUCGAACGGCGGUUCAACAAAGACACUGAGUUGCGUAGGCGGUACAAAGAAGAGAUACGCGCCUAUCUAGACCAGAACCACAUGAAGCUUGUUCCAGAACAAGAGCUGAAACGCGAUAAACGGAUCGCUUUCUACCUCCCUCUUCAAGGAAUUGAGCUCCACCACGAAGAUUCGGCCCGUCCUGCAAUCCAGGACACCCUCUUUGAUCUGCUACUUCGCUUCCGCAAAUAUUUUGUGGCUCUCGUUGCUGACAUCGAAAAGAUGUACCUUCAGGUAAUGGUACAUCCAGACGACACUGCUUUGUUAUGUAUUCUGUAUAGAUUCUCGCCCUCGGAACCAAUUGCAACAUACGAGAUGUCUAGAGUCACUUUUGGUUUAGCUCCAUCAUCGUUCCUUGCUACGCGAUGUUUGCAGCAACUAGCACUCGACGAAGGUGAUCAACACCCAAGAGCAAAAGCGGCGCUCGUUAACGAUUUUUACGUCGAUGAUUUUAUCGGAGGAGCGAACUCCGAAGAAGAGGCUAUUUUGCUACGGCAUGAAUUGGAGCAGUUGCUGUCAAAGGGUGGCUUCAGACUGCGAAAAUGGGUGUCAAAUUUGGAAACUGUGUUGACAGGACUACCUCCUGGUGAACUGGGAACAUCAUCUAUGCUAAAUUUUGAUCAGGAGCGCAUGAAAACGCUAGGAGUAAACUGGCAACCAGGGUCAGAUUUACUUAGCAUCGACGUAUCAGCUUUCGCUGUAAGCGGACAGUGGACUAGACGCAAAGUUUAUUCUGUCAUCACACAAUUUUUCGAUCCCACCGGUAUCACAGCACCCGUAAUUACAUGGGUUAAGAUUCGGAUGCCGUUACUCUGGGUUGCCACUCAAGGAUGGGAUGAUUCAUUGUCACCAGACUUGGAGGAACAAUGGGCAGAUUUUUAUCAGCAGCUCCCGUUACUUUCCAACAUCAAGGUGGACCGAUAUGUGUUUACCGAUCAUCCGGCAUUGACACAGUUUCACGUAUUUUCGGAUGCGUCCGAAGCUGCCUACGGCGCGUGCAUCUACGCUCGUUCUAUCAGUCGGUUUGGGCGGAUCAAAGUAGAGUUGUUGGCAGCGAAAUCUCGCCCAGCAAGCCUGAAGAAAAUCACACUCUCAAGGUUAGAGCUAUGCGGUGCCCUCGUUGCGGCUAGACUUUACCGUAUGACUGUUAACGCCCUGAAAAUGGAGGAAAUUGAGGCUUGGUUCUGGUCUGAUUCGACCAUCGUUCUUUCGUGGCUGAAGCUGCCACCUUACGUGUGGCCUACAUUCGUCGCAAACCGGGUCUCACACAUCCAAGAGCUUACGAAGGGACACCGGUGGAACCACGUAAAGGGGACGGAGAAUCCUGCUGAUCUUGUGUCGCGAGGUGUUAUGCCAAAGGAUCUAGCAGAUUUGUCGCAUUGGUUCCAUGGUCCGCCGUGGUUGUCACUAUUCGACCAACAUUGGAACACCAGAGAACAUUUGAAAUACGAGAAGCCAUCGGAGGAAUCAUUGCAGAUGAAGAAAAGCGUCCUCGUGGUAGCAGACUCCUCCCAACCUCAUCCUUUUCUGGGUCACUAUUCGUGUUAUUGGAAGCUAUUGCGGAUUACAGCCUAUUGUAUGAGAUUCAUCCGGAAUUGUAAACGUCACAGCUCGCCCCCCACCAUCCCAAUUCUCAGCGUCAACGAACUUAAAGAAGCCAAGUACGCACUGGUACGGUGUGUUCAGCUGGAAUCAUUCUCUGUGGAAAUCAAGGCACUCGCAAACCAUCGUAUUAUUCCAGCUCACUCGUCGUUGAAACUGCUCAACCCUUUCCUGGAUCAGCAGGGUAUACUUCGUGUAGGUGGCCGGCUCAAACUUGCUGGAGAAUCGUACUCUGUUCGGCAUCCCAUGAUUAUCCCCGGCAAUCAUUCUUUCUCGCGACAGAUGGCAGUCGCUUACCACGUAAUGGCACUUCAUUGUGGUCCCCACAUGACACUCGCUCAAAUUCGCACGAAAGCGGUCCAUCUCGAGCUGGUAGGCGAUCUCUCAACGGUCGCCUUUCUGGCUGCCCUGCGUCGCUUCGUGUCCCGUAGAGGCCUACCCGCCGAGAUUCACUCGGACAAUGGUCUCAACUUCCAGGGUGCCAGUAACCAUCUUCGAGAGCUGUACGACUUACUGUAUGAUCCGACGGUGGCAGCUAAAAUCACUAGCCAAACCUCCCAGCGAGGCAUUAUUUGGAAAUUUAUCCCGUCACGAGCACCCAAUUUCGGCAGGCUUUGUGAGGCAGCAGUGAAGUCUACGAAGCUGUCGCUCAUCCGAGUUCUGGGCAAACGACAACUUUCCUUUGAGGACAUGACGACGAUCCUCAUUCAGGUCGAGGCGGUAAUAAAUGCUCGACCACUCACUCCGCUGUCGGAAGAUCCCGACGAAUUGGACGUGCUCACUCCUGGACAUUUCCUGACAGGCACCUCCCUAUUAGCAUUACCUGAUCCGGAUUACACUGAUGUUGCAACGAACCGGCUACAACACUACCAGUAA